Molecule: messenger RNA, 1323 nt
Organism: Gloeophyllum trabeum ATCC 11539
Lineage: Eukaryota; Fungi; Basidiomycota; Agaricomycetes; Gloeophyllales; Gloeophyllaceae
Product: glycoside hydrolase
Exons: 4
Coding region: 1-1323 (440 amino acids)
Biological process (GO): glucan catabolic process
Cellular component (GO): cell surface; extracellular region
Molecular function (GO): glucan endo-1,6-beta-glucosidase activity
Source: RefSeq, a predicted model, not a curated record
AUGCACAAGCUAACCGACCUCUUCCAUCGCCACGGCAAAUCCGCCAUAAAUCAUACCUUACACCCAGAGGAACCAAACGCGUACCCGCGCACGGAGGCCUUCCCAACCGGCCAUGAUCUGUACUGCUAUCGCAAGCAGCGCGGGGUCAAUCUAGGCUCCUGGUUCGUUCUCGAGAGGUGGAUCACUGAAUCUCCUUUCCGGAACGCUGCUGCCCCUGCACAGAGCGAUCUGGACGUCGCGCGAGGCUCCAACGCAAAGGAGAUACUCGAGCAUCAUUGGGACACAUGGAUCACCGAGACAGACUGGCAGUGGCUCGCGCAGCAUGGGAUCAAUACAGUCCGACUCCCGAUUGGCUACUACCAUAUCUGCGGCGCCGAUCCGUCCGUCCUUGAUGGGACCGAUUUCGCCCAAUUCCAUGCCGUGUUCGAAGGUGCUUGGAGUAGGAUAACGAAAGCGAUCGCCAUCGCCAACGAUCUCAAUAUUGGUGUCCUGCUUGACCUACAUGCCGCACCGGGUAAGCAGAACAGGGACGCCCACUCCGGGACGUCCGCGCCCUCGCCCGGCUUCUUCACCGAGCACAACAUGUCGCACACCACGCACAUCCUGACCACCCUCGUGCGCAACCUCCCCGCACUCCCGAACGUCGUCGGCAUCGAGCUGCUCAACGAGCCUCAACCCGACGCUCAAGACGAAGCCCUCAAGCGGUGGUACGCAUCCACAAUUGCCGCGGUGCGCGCUAUAUCGCCCGGCAUGCCGAUCUACAUAUCCGACUGCUGGCGCACGGACGACUACGCGGGGUACAUCUCGUCCCUGUCCAAGUCGCACGUGGAUUUCGUCGUCCUCGACCACCACCUGUACCGGUGCUUCACGCAAGAGGACCUCAACACCCCCGCGGAGCAGCACGCGCGGGCGCUGCGCGACCCCAACGGCAGCGCGGCGAGCACGUUCGCGCGCGUCUCGCAGAGCCUCCAGAACGCCGGCGGCGCGCUGGUAGUGGGCGAGUUCUCCGGCGCGCUCAACCCGCAGUCCCUCGCGGGCCUUCCUGGGUAUUCCGCCGAGAUGUCCGCGCGGCGCAGUUUCGUCAAGGCGGAGAUCGAUCUGCUCGAGCGGUUCUGCGCGGGGUGGUUCUUUUGGACGUACAAGAAGGAGGGCGGGCGCGAUCUCGGAUGGGGGUUCAGGGACGUCGUUGAUGGUGGGCUCUGGCCGAACCCGGGGCUGGUGGUGCGGAAUGAGUGCGAGCGCGAUGCGGGGAGGUCCGGGAGGCGGAAUAGUGCCAGGGAUAAAGCUCUAGGUGCGUCCUUAAUCCUGGCCAGACGUAUAUAG